ACCUUGAUGUCCCAGUUUUGACUGUGCACCAGACAGUCGGCGACAUACGAACAGGUUUCUACCAGGAGAAGACGGUAUUCCUUCGGUGCACCGUCAACUCUAACCCUCCUGCAAGAUUCAUCUGGAAACGUGCCGCUGUGGUUAUCGAACAGAGCAAAGACACUGGAGUGGACAUCUAUGAACCUCUAUACACUCAGGGUGAGACCAAGGUGCUAAAACUGAAAAACCUAAGGCCCAAGGAUUUUGCAGACUACACUUGCCAGGUGUCUGUCCGCAAUGUGUGUAACAUUGAAGAUAAGUCAGUCACCUUCAGGCUAACGAACGCUACAGCUCCCCCUAUGAUCCGGCUGUCUGUCAACGACAGUGUGGUGGUUGAUCCUGGGCAAGAUGUGGUCAUGACCUGUGAAGUGACUGCAGGUUUACCCCCACCCACUGUUAUAUGGUCCCGCUAUCCUGGACCCCUCCCCCUCAGUGCUCAAGUUCGGGGACCGACACUGGUUUUGCGUGCGGUCACACCAGCGGAUGCAGGUUUCUACAACUGCACAGCAACCAACAAUGUGGGCAACCCUGCUCGCAAGAAUGUCAAUCUCACUGUCAGGACAAUGGGCAACCUGACUUUCCAAAUCACACCGGACGCUAACAAGGACAGUGAGAGCAUCCAAAUUAAUCGGGACUUGAAACUGUCAUGUCACGUUGACGCCACCCCACAGGACAAAAUCAACUACACCUGGUACAAGAAUGGUGCUCCUGUCUUCACCUCUGAUAACCUGGUGUUACUGCGCAGCGACCCAGACAUGGCACCCGGCACAAGUAGCUUGGAGAUUAUUGACGUGAAGUUCAGUGACAUGGCUAUGUACAGCUGUGUGGCAAACUUCCCUGGCAGCAGGGUCCCAGAGCUUCGUGUGGAUGUCAACAUCUCCCAAAGCAGUGUCACUCCUCCAACACUAUCAGUACCACCAGGGGGUCAGGUUGUAAGUGUACGUGAAGGAGGAAAUGCUGAAUUGGUUUGCCUGGUUGAUGGUAAACCCCGUCCUCCAAUUCUGUGGUCACGGACAGAGAAGGAUUUGCUAAUGCCUUCGGGGAGGCCCGUGGUGGAGACAGCCGAUGGCCGCUUGAGGCUGAGGAAUGUCAGCCGGGACAUGAUGGGGGUGUAUCGGUGUCAGACAGCUCCGUACAAUGGCCUUAACAUCAAGCGCAGAGAGGCACAGGUCCAGCUGAAUGUGCAAUACCCUCCUAUGCUGGACCCAGUCUUUCAGGAUGUGCGUUCGAGGAACUUUCAGAUAGUGACCCUGAGAUGUACUGUGCUGCGGUCCAACCCUCCUCGCCUAACAGACAUCCGCUGGCUACGCAACGGCGAGUUCAUCCGGAUGUCUGUAUCUGACCCAAAGCAGAUACCGGAGCUAAAGUUCAAGCUGGAGCCCGCUAGCAAUGGCACGUAUGAAUGCCGAGUCAGCAAUAAUGCAGGAACAUCAACAUGCCGGUUCAAUGUCUCUGCACAACCAUACAAUGCUGAGUUUUAUUUUGAUACUCCAAACCCAGUGCGCAUUCUGAAGGGAAAUAAUUACUCCUACAACCUACAGUGGACACAGAGGGAGCCCCAGGCCACAGACCGUAUCAUAGGCUACUGGCUAAAUGUGCGAAAGAACAAGCAGAACCUGGUCUCAAAGCAAAUAGACCUGAGAGGAAAGGAGCCAGAGAAGGGUGUGCUAAUGUCCCACACAAUAACAGACCUGAGAAUCCCUCUGUCCUAUGAGGUGCGACUGGCUCCCAUCACCACCUACAGCACCGGGGACUAUGUCAGCCGAAUGAUUCUGUACUCAGAACCCUACACCUAUCCACGAUCUUCAGACCAAGUGUGUGGGUUCGAAGAUGAGCGGAUCUGUGGUUUCUCACAAGACCGAAGUGAUGUUUUUGAUUGGACAAGACAGAAUAAUCUUACGCACAAUCCCAAACGAUCUGCCAAUACCGGCCCAGAGACCGACCGUAGUGGAACAAAGGAGGGGUACUACAUGUACAUCGAAGCAUCCCGACCUCGUGCUCAAGGCGACAAGGCUCGUCUCCUCUCUCCACUUUUUAAUGUGUCGUCAGUCAGGGGUCCCAAGGGCUCUGGUCGAGUCCCGUACUGUGUCUCCUUCUACUAUCACAUGAAAGGAAAACAUAUUGGCACACUCAAUGUUCUUCUGAGAGUGAGAAGUAUUGCGCCUGUGGACUCAGUGGUGUGGACAAAAUCAGGUCAUCAGGGCCCAGACUGGAGGAAAGCCUUCUUUGACAUCAACCCCAGUGGACCUUUCCAGAUUGUGUUUGAAGGCAUCCGAGGCCCAGGCUUUGAGGGGGAUAUCGCCAUCGAUGAUGUGUCCAUCACCAUAGGGAAGUGCAAGCAAGAAAACACUGUAGCCAACGCAGGUAAGACAGUUCUUAUUGGAGGAUCACGCUCUCUCCCAUUGGCCAGGUGGCUGACCUUUGGCCUCUCCUGCUUCCUCUCACUCCUCUACAGAUGAUGAGCACUUCCCUCAGCACCACCACCUGUCUGUACUGACAGACACUGCCCUGACUCGCGCUUUUCUAAUUCCCUCGUUAUCCUCCUCUUUGCUCCGCACAUGUGUCGUCACUUGUCUGUCCCCCUCAUACACGGUCAUAUCCCUCCUGACUUAUAUCAGUUUAAUGCCUCUAUCACAUAUAACAUAGUUUUUAGGUUUUUGCCCUCCUUUUUUGUUGGCUGUUGCAUCAUUUACGCAUAGAGUAAAAUCAAUUGACUUACAAUCUGUAUUGAAGGUUGACAUACUUAUAAAUGAGUAAAGUUUUCACCUUGAGCAUUAUGAUAGAAACACCUUAUUCAUGUUAGUGUCACCUUUUUGCCUUUUCGCUGCUUCCUCAACCAUGUUUGUCCACGUGCAUACCCUUUGUGACCCGCAAAUCCACCCCACACCUCCCGCCACAGUGCCCCCAACACCUACAGCCGCUAUCCCCCACACUCCUGGCACCCUAUUCCCAGACACACCAAAGUGUCGGACACGCUACCAAAGAUGACAAAGAACCCGAGGGAAUAAAAGGGAGAAAACAGGGAUCCCAAAAAGAAGAGUGAGAAACAAAGUGGUGAAAGAUGAAAACGGAAAAAAACAUUUUUUUUACAAAGACUGCCAUUUUUUUGCAUCAUUCUUUGGGGUAGUUUAGAACUACUGGCAUGGGGAUGAAGAACCAGAUGAAUGAGUAAAUCAAAAUAAAUGUUUGUGGGAAAGGACACAUUUAAAGAGGAUGAUGAAAGCUGGGUGCCCCCGGUAGCCUCUCUGCUUGCCACAAGAGACAAACCUCAGUGCGGAUUAUACGUGUACAUUUAACUGUCUCUAUACAUAUAUAUAUAUAUAAAUAUAUCUAUAUAUUAAAUAUCACAAAAUUUAAAUGAAAAGACUACAAGGACAAUGCAGGACUGUAGUAAUUGAAAUUAAAGAAGCACAAUGUUUAUACUACUCUGUUGUACCUUUGGAUUUUAUUUCACUUCUUAUGUGAUGUUGCAGUCAAACCUAUUCAAUGUUUUUGAUAUUUGUUUUUUUUUUUUCUUUUGCUUUGCUGUCCUAAGGAUCAAGGACAAUGAGUAAUAAAGUAUUAUUAUAUUCAUAUCUAUAAUAUGUAGAGAGGAUGAUUUAUGAUCCUGAACCGGAUCUGAGCACCCAGAGGGAAUACACAUAUGACCCAAGCCAUCUGGAUAGAAACCUCUACCUUUUCUUUGCACUAAUACUAAAGAUACACACCCUCAGACAUAUAUUACACUAAAACACACUCAUCUGUCCUUGCUGCCAUUACCGUAGACCCUGCGGCAAACCCUGUUCUUGAAUAAACCAGAAGGAAAUAUAUGAAUGGUUGAAUGGAUUUCUAGCUACUACAUUAAUGCAUUUGUUUUUGUAACAUGAGCCAAACGUUUGAAUUAAUAAACAAAAACAGAAUUCACUAUACAAAGAUAAUACAUUUUUUCUAAAUUAAUAAUAAGAUAAACCUAAAGCAAGCUCCAUGAUUUAUUUUUAUUUUAUGUCAUGUAAUGUCCCACAACAACUUGUCCGUCUGCAAGGUGGUGUAUGUUGAUUCCAUUAUAUGCUUACCAUUAUUCAAAUAGUGAUGUUUUUAGUUUAAUCAGAGCUCAUAAUACCAUUUAUGUGAUUGUUAAAUUUAAGCAAUACUCACAUCUGUCUUUAUAAACAUCCAUGUAUAGAUAAACCUCUUGGAAAAAAGAAACAUCCUAAUGGAAGCUUCAUUCACCCUUUAUCAGAUGCUACUUGAACUGAAUACAGUUGUGCUUUGUUGCACCAUGCUUCAUCCUAUCUAAAAUAACUGUCAGUUGUUAAACUUAUUUUGAUGUGCUUCUGUGUAUUGAUCAUCUCCAUUACCAUGUAUCUUGCACGUGAACCUGUCUGUUCAUUCUUGUACUUACUUAUAUGUGCAUCAUAUCAAUAUUGAGUUGAUCAUUGCAUUUCUUUUUUCUUCAGUUUGUGUUUGUUUGUGUUUUACAAAGCUACAUUGUUGCUUUUUUUGAAUACUGAGUGGCACAUAACACACAGCCAUUGUGUGCCUGUUUGAUAUUGACUUGCCCUGAUGUGAGGAGGUGCAUCUAUGCUUGUUGUGUCAAGCAAGAACACAUCUGUGAAAUCCCACAAUAUGAAUAUUAAGACAAAUUUAAACUUUGUUAGCUUUUUUUGGGGGGAAAAGAUAACUUUUCUGUGCAUUAUCUUUUCUGACUGCAUCUGUCUGAUAGAAGCUUUUAAGAAAAUGCCUCCAGUUUUCUUACAGGUUUUAACAAAUCAGAUAUUAACAGCAUUAUUAUCAGGUUAUGUUGUACAGGUUCACAAGCAGUAUUCCAUACUAAUGAGUACACCUUACAUAUGUCAGUAGUUUGCCUAUACUCAGCUGCAAGUUGCUUAUCGCAUAAAAAACAUAGAUGUGCAUGGCAUCUC
Molecule: messenger RNA, 4940 nt
Organism: Fundulus heteroclitus (mummichog)
Lineage: Eukaryota; Metazoa; Chordata; Actinopteri; Cyprinodontiformes; Fundulidae
Product: MAM domain-containing glycosylphosphatidylinositol anchor protein 1
Biological process (GO): synapse organization; homophilic cell-cell adhesion
Cellular component (GO): axon; plasma membrane; neuronal cell body
Molecular function (GO): axon guidance receptor activity; protein binding
Source: RefSeq, a predicted model, not a curated record